Molecule: messenger RNA, 486 nt
Organism: Phoenix dactylifera (date palm)
Lineage: Eukaryota; Viridiplantae; Streptophyta; Magnoliopsida; Arecales; Arecaceae
Source: RefSeq, a predicted model, not a curated record
AUGGAGGUCGUCUCCUACUCCUAUCCCCACUCAGUAGAGACGACACAGGAUCUGAUACACUUGCUACGGGCCACGGUGCGGAGCCCUAGGCUUGCGGAGGAGGGGAUUCUUAGGGCAUACCUGGCUUACCACAUCUGGUUGGACCGGAAUGCUCGACUGUUUGAGGGCAGGAGGCUCUCGGCGAGGAUGGUGAUAAAGAGAGCUGUGCUUCAGGCCGAGGAGGUCUUUUCUUGUACUACCGUGUCUUCACUUGGGAUAACUAGGGACAUCUGGGGUACCCGCAGUGCUGUUUUAGCGUCCAGGUUUGCCGUUGUUUCUUGGAUACCCCCACCCCUUGGUUAUCUUAAAGUGAAUUUUGAUGGCAGUGUGGCGACGGACAGGAGGUUGGGAGGAGUUGGAUUUGUUAUCCGAGACCAUUUUGGGAGUUUGGUUGCAGCGGGAGGGCGGGGCUCGACAGGUCUCACGGUUGCUGGGGCAGAGCUGUAG